CCGGCACGUUACUUCCUGUCUUUUCGAGAACCGUGCGGUGAAGGAGACCACGUUGAAAUCAUCAGCAGUCACAUCAAAAUGGGUUUUGGAGAUCUUAAAAGCCGUGCUGGACAGCAAGCACUCGACACUUUUGUUUCAGACAAAAGUUACAUUGAAGGAUUCCAGCCCUCACAAGCUGAUGUUGUGGUGUUCUCGUCACUAUCCCAGGCUCCACCUGCUGACCUACCACACGCACUGAGAUGGUUCAGCCACAUCAAAUCAUACAGCGAUUCAGAGAGAAAAGGAUUUGGUGGUCAAAAGAAAGAUCUUGCAAAAUACGGACCUGCAGGAGAUUCCAAGGCUGCUGAUGAUGAUGAUGAUGACGAUGAUGUUGACCUGUUUGGUUCAGAUGACUCUGAGGAAGAAGCUGAAGCAGUUGCAUUAAAAGAAAAGAGAUUAGCAGAAUAUGCAGCAAAGAAAGCUAAAAAGCCAGCUGUGAUCGCAAAGAGUAAUAUAGUACUAGAUAUCAAACCCAUGGAUGACGAGACAGACAUGGCUGAUGUAGAAAAGAAAGUCCGUGAAAUCACCAAGGAUGGUCUUCUUUGGGGAGCAGCAAAAUUAGUUCCUGUUGCAUUUGGUAUCAAGAAAUUACAAAUUGCCAUGGUUGUGGAGGACGACAAGGUCAGUGUGGAUGACAUCACAGAAAAGAUCGAAGAGGACCUUGAAGAUUUUGUGCAGUCUGUGGAUAUUCACUUGUUCCAGAAGAUUUAGUGUUGACAAUGCUCCUACUUGGAGAUCUGGGACUAAAGUGCUCUUAAUUUGCAGAUAAUAAAACUGUGAAAAAAACAACAAACA
This is a messenger RNA of Pecten maximus, 834 nucleotides long. RefSeq names its product elongation factor 1-beta-like. NCBI's taxonomy places the organism in Eukaryota, Metazoa, Mollusca, Bivalvia, Pectinida, Pectinidae. Gene Ontology annotation, cellular component: eukaryotic translation elongation factor 1 complex; cytosol. The coding region runs from base 79 to 750 and encodes 223 amino acids. Gene Ontology annotation, biological process: translational elongation. Gene Ontology annotation, molecular function: translation elongation factor activity; guanyl-nucleotide exchange factor activity. The record is from RefSeq and is a predicted model, not a curated record. The transcript is spliced from 6 exons.